Molecule: messenger RNA, 4531 nt
Organism: Vanessa atalanta (red admiral)
Lineage: Eukaryota; Metazoa; Arthropoda; Insecta; Lepidoptera; Nymphalidae
Product: phosphatidylcholine:ceramide cholinephosphotransferase 2-like
Exons: 2
Coding region: 211-1668 (485 amino acids)
Biological process (GO): sphingomyelin biosynthetic process; ceramide biosynthetic process
Cellular component (GO): Golgi membrane; endoplasmic reticulum membrane
Molecular function (GO): sphingomyelin synthase activity; ceramide cholinephosphotransferase activity
Source: RefSeq, a predicted model, not a curated record
UCGCAGUGCCUUCCCCACUACACGCGUGCCUUACGAACACAUUUUUACGACCGAUUUACAAGCGCGCUUUUCGAAUUUCACCUGGGAACAGUGUUUAUGUUUUUAUGUUGUUGCUAGAUCUCGCUAGUGAUUUUAUUAUAUGGUGUAGUUGUUGUGAAAGUGCAGUGUACGGUAGCGGACCCCAGGGUUUAUGAGUGGCGAUGUGAGUUGAUGGGGUCCGAGGGCGCCAUGGCUCGGUCGCCACGAAGAAUUUCAGCGCAUCGUCGUAGUCGGAGUCGAUCCAGGGAACUGGCACGUUUGCGGACACAGCUGAAUGGAAAAGGUCCAAUACAAGCCAAUGGUGAUUGGAUGACGAUCUCAGCACGCUCCCCGGAUAAGGAGCCCUCACCGCCCAAGCAGAUCAACUUUGCGGAACCCCUGGUCGAGUCGGUGCGCGUGUAUCUUGCCAAUGAGCUACCUGCCAAGCAGCUAGCGUUGGUGCCGUGCGCGCCCUCGCCGCCCUCGCCACCUACGCCUCCGCUGCUGUGUCAUGUUGACAUAGCUACAAACACCGCGCGUGAGGACAUCAAGGGUAUUAAUUUUGAGGCGCGCCUCAAACGGAAUGACCUAAACAACAACGCAUCGGGACGCCAAAGCGACAGAAGAGACAUGCCGAGCCAAGCGGAGUUGAUGCAGCGACAGCCGCUGUUGGCACGCACAGUCAAAACGGACGUGCCACAGCCUACCACCGAUGAGUCUGAUCCGGAUCAAGAUCACUCUCCUCAGCGCGCUCAUGCUGGCGAUUUCAUGGUGGAGAUACCUCCCGGCACAGUUCGCGAGGAAAGAUAUCCCAAAGAAAUAUGGAAGACAAUAUUAUCUUUCUUUUUCCUAUUUAUUUGCGUAUGUGUUAACAUGAUGUCACUGUCAUUAGUACAUGAGCGGCUUCCAGAUAGAAAUACAACGCCACCACUGAAUGACAUUGUGCUCGACAAUAUAAGCGCGCGGGACUGGGGUCUAGCUGUGUCGGAGUACUUGAUAAUGAUAUCUACGACGGUUGCCAUGUUAGUCGUCGUCUUCCAUAAACAUCGAUUUAUAGUCGCCCGACGACUAUUCUUUAUAAUCGGUCUAUUGUAUCUAUAUAGGUCAGUCACCAUGUUUGUGACCGUACUGCCUGUUUCCAGUACCACCUAUUACUGUAGUCCUAAAAGUAACAAUACAACACCGCUGCUCGUUAUCAGAAGAAUGUUUUACUUGAUAUCAGGUUUCGGGCUGUCUAUUAAUGGAAAACAUACUUAUUGCGGAGAUUAUAUAUAUUCAGGACAUACGAUGGUGUUAGUUUUGAGUUACCUAAUCGUUGCAGAAUACUCACCGAAAAAGCUAUGGCCGGUACACUGGGCGAUGUGGGGCUCGGCUCUUCUCGGCGUAUCGUUCGUGCUGCUGGCGCACGGUCAUUACACGGUAGAUGUUGUAAUAGCGUACUACGUAACUACACGAUUGUUCUGGACGUUCCAUUCGUUGCUCGUUACCCCGCAUCGCAGCGGCAACGGUUACAAUCACUACAUGAUACAGCGUGAGUGGUGGUACUGGCUGUUCACGUACCUGGAGAGAAACGUGCGAGGACCGGUGCCGAGGCGCUACGACUGGCCGCUGCCCUGGCCACGCACAAAGCUGUUCAGCCGGCUCAGCUAGUGACGCGCUCGCCCAUCGUCGCCGCCACCGGAACGCGUAUGACGCUCACCUUUUGGGAGUGCCGCUUCAGCACCUGCAGCUCCUUGGGGCUGGUCCGCGUGCAGAUGGCCAGAGUGAGCGUAUAGUCGAACUGGUGCACGAUCAGAUUCAGGUAGACGGUCUCCUCCCAGUCGAUCUCCGGGUCACCGAUGGGCAGCUUCUUGGAGUCCUUGCGAAACACCUCCACGUCCGUCUGCGAACAAACCGGCCGACCGGGCGGCGGGUGAGCCGGUGAAGCUUCGAAACCGUGUGCGGUCUGUGUGUCAAAUGUGAUAACCUUAUACCUAUUGCAAACUAUUCUUAAUCGACUUCAUAAGCUUUUAUUGUUAAAUAGAUUUAAGAUUCGAUUUUCAUUUGACAAAGAACAAUAAUAAUCGAUCAAUUACGUACUAUCAAAUGUUGUAAAUUUUUUUGUUUUAUAAAUUGUAUAUUUUAUAAGUGGUUAUUGAACAGUCUCGAGUCUAACUAAAAAAAUAAUAUUUAUUAACAAAAUAUACUGUGAUUAGUUUUUGAUGUGCGUUGAGUGAGAGUUCGAGAGAAUAUUCUGAGCGCUGUAUCGAGUGUGCGAGGUGGUGCGUCUAGACUAGUAGACAGCAUUGUACAUUUUUCAUGUUGUAAUUGUAAUUGCAUCCUAUUGUAAGAAAUGAUAUUUUUAUAUUGUUUAAAAUGAAAUACACAACUGUUAUCGAUGCAAACUUUUUGUAUAUCCAAAGAUUGUUCUAAUAGAAUAUAGUAUCUAUAAUCCAAAUGGUGCUAACCUAUAAACAUUGGCGAUCGUUCGUAUCAAGCAGUUCGUAUCGGUACCCUGGAAACCGCGCGCGACACGCGAGGGACUUCGAGAAUCUCGUGCAGGUUAACACUACUAUUUGUAUUAUAGGAUAUUUGGGAACAUUAGGUGCACAAAUCAUUUACUGAUUGCGAAAGUAUUUUUAUAUAAAUGAAUUUAUAAAUUAGAACCUUAAUGUAGUGUAUUAACAAGACAACUACAAUUUUCCAUUAUUCAUACGUAGGCACUAGAUAUCGAGUAACAAUUAGAUAGCAUAAUCUGUUUAAUCUGACCUGGAUUCUAAAAAUCAUGUGUUAUGCUAGCUGGUCGCGACGUCUAUCGGCUAAUAUAGUACGAACAAAUUUAGAACAAAAUGAACUAAGAUGUAAUAACUUGUUUAUAAUCAUAAUAAUAUUAUAAUAUAAUUCAGUCUUAUCAAUAAAGUAUUUAUUAUGUUAUUAAAUGCCUAUUAAAAACACGCUUACUACUCGUUUCAGAAAUGUCUGUUUUAAAUGAAAAACUAAUGUUAUCUAGUUACUCGUAUCAUUAAAAUUAAUACAUGAUACUACGAUACGAUACCAUUACCACAGCAGUAAAAUAUUAUUAUCAGAUAAUCCUAAAAUUUAAAUGUUAUCUUAUAAACAUUGAAGUUGAUAAAAAUUUAAAUAGCAUACGAAAGGUACGUACCUCAUACUUGGGCAGGUAGCGCGAUGAACCUUUGACGUGACGUUUGCGAACAAAAAACAGUAAAUCGUCGCAGUCGAUCGACUGUUCCUCUUGAAAUAGGAAGUGGCGUACAAAUAGAUCUGUCCAGUAAGUCGUUCCCUGCAGGACCACGAAACCUGAGUCUGCAAUAUAAUACAAAGUACUAAUUCAUUCUUGAAAUAAGAAUUAUGAAUCGGUUUAAUGUUAAAUCAGCUUCGUUGUUAUUAUUCAUGAAAUGCACGUUGAAUAAUCACGACGUGUGUCAUAGGACACGGCAAUAGUUCGUUUAUUUUUAAGAGAGUCUGAAUCCAUGGUCAUUCAAAUCGUAAAGUGCCUUCGAAGAAAAUUUAAAUACAUCUUGAUCUAACUAAUGGCUUAGAUGUAAUUUGCAUACAACAUUGUAUUCAAAGUCAUGUUUGUUUUUUUUACCAUGAAUAUUAAAAGUUUCGGUGUCGCUUCAUAUUCUUAUGUAUGAUAAUUUAAUCUCGUAAACAAAUUGAAAGAUCAAUAACGAAAUCUUAUUUUACUUAUAAAUUAUAUGUGAUAGAUGCUAGUUUUAAAAACGUGUUUAAAUAUAGUUAUAUUAAUGCAGUCUCGAUAUAAUUUUGAUAUUAAAUUGCCAGAGCUCGAUGUUAAACCUUGCAUAAUGCUAUGAUUAUUUAUUGAAUUUAUUGUUAGCUUUUCGAUGUCGAGCGCCACAAAGCACCCGACGACAAAAGCUAACAUUACAGAUUACAAUCAUCGAUUGUAUAUUAUAGCAAGAACUCUUGUGUAGGAGAUUCAGUAUACUCUUGCAUAUCUGUUGUAAAAUAUUUCAAAGUUUUACGUUAUAUACUAUGUAUUAUAUUUAUUUGUUAAUUUAUUGUUUGUUACAAUUUAUAGUAGGAUAAUAGGACUAAUGUUGUGGUGAUAUUGAACUCAACUAUAUGAAGUAAAAUUAAUAUAUCACCAGUAUGGAAAAGUCGAUACUAUAUCUUACUAGAGGCUCUCGGAGACGAAGUUGCGUUUACUAACACAUUCCGAAACCGCAAAUUAAAGUAUUCGUACUCGAUUAAAAGUUGGCCAAACUGUCCACUGAAGGAUGCGUUUUCUCGAACAAUUGUAGGUAUAUAAGAUAAAUAGAACGAAAAUUUGUAUUAAACUGUAAAUGUUAUUAUAGCUUUUAUUUAUAAAUAAAGGAAUUGAGGAAAAAUAAAACUUUUAUAAAAAUCUUGUAAAAUUUCACCAAAGCCAUUACGGACCCCAAUGUAUUUAUAAUACUAAAGUUUGAUUGAUGUCUGUUAGUGAGUAUAAUAAAUGACAGUUUAUACCAUUGCUGUUGUAAUUCAAAGUUCAAUAAAUGUCUUUUCUAUA